AUCGUAAGCAUUAGUAAACCGAAAAGCAACAACAAAGGAAGCAACUUUUUUAGUUUCAGUUAAUGACCGUUUCAAAAUAACAACAUCCCUUUCCUAUUUCCUCCACAUGUUCCAUUAUAACCGAACCCACCUUUUGCGUCCUCACCGACAACACACAUCAAACCUCUCUCCCUUUGAUUCUCUUCUUUACGUCACUCUUUCUAUCUCCCCCUCUCUCUCUUUAUCUCGUUUUGCUUUUGUUCCCAUUGGGCUUAACACUCUGAGUCUGAAAUCGUGAUGGAUGACAAUGUGAGGUUGUCUAGGAAGAGCGAGUCCCCGAAAUCACCAACUAGACUGCAGAGGCAAGCACCCACGGCUCUGCAUCUUGAACGUGUUCCUAAUAACCCCUUUUUGCAGCAGUCUUCUGAUGUGAUUGCAGCGGCAGCGAUUCCUCUGCUUUCACCUCUCUUUGUGUCUCCAAGUCCACGCUCUUCUCUCUCUACAGAAGGGCACGAUUUCACGUUUCCGGUGGAAUUUACUGAGAAGAACGGAUCUCAGCCGUCAAUGGACCACAAGGAGAUAUGGCAAUAUUCGGCCAAGGUCGACCAUAGUAAUCAGAUGGCUCUCUUGAAUAUGUUUCAAACCAAGUUCGUGCUUGUAGACCACUCACAGUAAGGGGUUUAGCACUUAGGAUGGUCUUAGUGUCUUAGAAU
Molecule: messenger RNA, 692 nt
Organism: Capsella rubella
Lineage: Eukaryota; Viridiplantae; Streptophyta; Magnoliopsida; Brassicales; Brassicaceae
Exons: 1
Coding region: 277-654 (125 amino acids)
Source: RefSeq, a predicted model, not a curated record